AUGUUCUGGUCACUCGCUACCCAUCGGAAGGCACUUCUCCUCGCCUUGGUCGCUGUGCAGCCCGUAUCCUUUGUCCAAGGGCUCCCUGCAUCAGCCGCCGACGCUUUCACGACUGGCUUGAAGCGAACAGCUCUAGACCACCUCGAGCUCGAAGAAAGACAAGACAUCCCCGAGGCCCUGGCCAAGUUCCCUUCAGGGCCGUUGAAUCUGUUUCUCAGACUCAUCAGUACCCUGCCAGCGGGUGCGGCAGCACUUGAUGCAGCCGGAACGGUCCUGACCCCCCUUCAACAGGGCUUAGCGGAUGCCGUUGACAUUGACACGACGGAGGACGAUCUGUCGCAAAACGUUGCGUGCACCGACAUCACCGUCAUAUUUGCUCGUGGCACGACGGAGCCCGGAAACGUCGGACUGGUGACAGGUCCGCCCUUUUUCGACGCCCUCAACCAGCAACGGGGGUCCAAGUCCGUGGCGGUUCAGGGUGUCGAGUACCCCGCGACAUUUGCUGGGUUCAACAAGAACGGCACAGACGGUGUGCCGAGCAUGACAAAAUUCAUCAACGAAGCGGCCACCAAUUGCCCCAACACCAAAAUCGUAGUGUCUGGGUACUCUCAGGGUGCUCUGGUAGUCCGUAACACCGUCAAGUCUCUUCCGGCGGCUACCUUGGCCAAGGUGAACUCUGUUCUGACCUUUGGAGACCCUGGGAACCCGGGCGCCAUCACCGGGGCUGAAGGCAAGGCCAAAAUUAUUUGUCACGAUAAUGAUGCUGUUUGUAGCGGGGGCUUCAUCACCGUCGAUCAUUUGACGUAUGCUGAGGAUGCGGACGCUGCUGCUCAGUUUGUCUUGCAGAAAGCGAACGCCUAA
This is a messenger RNA of Colletotrichum orchidophilum, 861 nucleotides long. Its product is annotated as cutinase. NCBI's taxonomy places the organism in Eukaryota, Fungi, Ascomycota, Sordariomycetes, Glomerellales, Glomerellaceae. Gene Ontology annotation, molecular function: cutinase activity. The transcript has 3 exons. The record is from RefSeq and is a predicted model, not a curated record. Gene Ontology annotation, cellular component: extracellular region. The coding region runs from base 1 to 861 and encodes 286 amino acids. Gene Ontology annotation, biological process: carbohydrate catabolic process.